Molecule: messenger RNA, 751 nt
Organism: Mytilus trossulus (common blue mussel)
Lineage: Eukaryota; Metazoa; Mollusca; Bivalvia; Mytilida; Mytilidae
Product: caveolin-1-like
Exons: 2
Coding region: 234-620 (128 amino acids)
Biological process (GO): caveola assembly
Cellular component (GO): caveola; plasma membrane
Molecular function (GO): molecular adaptor activity
Source: RefSeq, a predicted model, not a curated record
GCAUCCGUGUGCCAUGAUUAAGGACCUUUCUCAUAUAAAUAUUUUAUCUCCAAUCUGAAGGAAGUGCUCUAUCCUGCGAAAGAACCAAUUACAGGGAAUCGUUGUUAUAGAUACACAUCAACAAUAAAAUUAACCGAUAUAUAUAGAAGCAAUCUACAGGGUAUUGUUUAUAGGACCAAGACAUAAGUGUGUUUAUACUUCAGGGAGUUAUAUAAAGUGCUUUGUAUUUAACAAUGGGUGAACCGAUAGAUUUAGUCCAAAGGGAUCCGAAUUCAAUUAAUGCACAUUUAGGGACCCUCUUCUUCAAUGAUGUAAUAGCCGAACCUGACGGAAUUCACAGUAUUGAUUGUGUCUGGAAACUUUCAUGGAAAUGUUUCGAAUUAUGGAAGAAAUUGUGCUACGUCAUCAUGACCGCGUGUUGUGGUCUAUGUAUCGCUGCUGAAUGGGGAUGUGAGUUCGCCUACAUCGCUUUCUGUCAUAUCUGGUUCAUCACACCAUCCUUAAAGAUUCUUGAAAUUAAUUGCGGAGUUUGCCAGAAGAUUUAUGCAACUCUUGUUAACUGUUGCAUGGUACCAUGCUGUGAGGCUUGUGGAGCUAUAUUUAACGCUUUUAGGAAAUGAAAUCAAGACAUGUACGGAUUACCUCAGCGUGCCAUUCGUUUGUACUUAUUGAUUUAAGAUCAUUAAUAUUGUCUUUUUUCGUGCCAUAGUCUAUGAUUUUAUUGUUUUGUUUAUGUUAUUGAUUUUAUAAG